AUGCCGGUGGCCGGGGGGCUGCUGUGCGGGGCCAGUGGCCUGGCCCUGCUGGUGGCCGCCACCGCCACCCAUUUCUGGGUGCAGCGCCGGGCUCCGGGGGGCACGGCCAGCCUGGGGCUGUGGCACGGCUGCCUCGGGGGACAGUGCCACCCCCACGCCACCACCCCAGCCCUCCUGGAGGCCACGCGGGUGCUGAUGCUGCUCUCGGUGGUCGCCGCCGCCGCCGGUCUCGCCCUGGGCCUGUCCGUGGGGACCGGCGGGGGCCGGCGGGCGCGGACACGAGUGGCCGGGGCCACCCUGCUGCUGGCGGGGCUGCUGGCGCUGCUGGGGCUCGGGCUGGGCUCGGGGGGGACCCUGGAGCUGCUGGGGCCGCUCCGCAGCUCCUGGAGCUUCUCCUGGUCCUUCAUGCUGGGCUGGGCGGGCGCGGCGCUGCUGGGCUCGGCAGGCGGGGGCCGCGUGGAGGUGCCGCGCAGCGUGACGGCGGUGCUGGGGCAGGACGUGGUGCUGCCGUGCCGGUACCGGGCGCAGGAGCAGGAGCAGGUGGUGCAGGUGACGUGGCUGAAGCGCGGCGCGGGCGCGGGGGCCGAGGUGGCCGUGCUGAACCCGCAGCACGGCGAGCACGUCCAGGAGCCCUUCGCGGGCCGCGUCCUGCGCCACGGCCACGGCGGCCUGGAGGACGGCGACAUCCUCCUGCGCAACGCCGUGCAGGGCGACGAGGGCGACUACGAGUGCCACCUCAUCACCUUCCCCAUGGGCAACUUCGAGGGGCGGCUCACGCUCAGGGUGCUGGUGCCACCGCUGCCCAUCCUGAACCCGGGCCCGCCGCUGGAGGAGGGCCAGGGCCGGACGCUGGCGGCGUCGUGCACGGCCGAGGGCAGCCCGGUGCCGUCGGUGCGCUGGGAGACCGAGGUGCGCGGCACCAACGCCACGCGGCGCUCGGCCCACGCGCGCUCGGCCUCGGUCACCAGCGAGUUCUUCCUGGUGCCCGGGCGCAGCAUGAACGGCAAGAGCCUCACCUGCGUGGUGGCACACCCCGGCCUGCGCCACGAGAAGAGGAUCACGCACCUGCUCAGCGUCGCCUACCUGUCGGACGCGUCGGUGCUGGGUCACACGGCCGAGUGGCAGGAGGGGAUGGAGGGGGCGGCGCUGACCUGCCUGGGGGAUGGCAACCCCCCCCCGACCUACAACUGGACACGGGUGGACGCUCCGCUGCCCGCGGGGGUCAGGGCCAAGGGGGACACGCUGCUUUUCCAGCGGCCGCUGGCCGUGGCCGACGCCGGUGACUACGUGUGCCGAGUGUCCAACCGCGUGGCCGCCAAGGAGGCCCGGGCCAACGUCAGCAUCCGGGGACGCGCCACAGAGGACCCCGUGCGCCGCGUGGACCUGGUGUCGGCCUCGGUGGUGGUGGUCGGGGUGAUCGCCGCCGUCCUGCUCUGUGUCCUCGUCAUCGUCGUCGUGGUCAUGACCCUGUACCACAAACGCAAGACACAGCGCAUCUCCGAGAAGUACGAGGAGGAGCUGACGCUGACCCGGGAAAAUUCCAUCCGGAGGCUCCACUCCAGCCACAGCAGUGACCCCCGGGCACAGCUGGAGGAGACGUUGCAGCUGCGGACGGAGAGGGACAGCCUGCGUGGCACCAGCAUCUGCUCCGCCAUGAGCGAGGAGCCCGAGGGCCGCAGUUACUCCACGCUCUCCACCGUGCGGGAGAUCGAGACGCAGACGGACGUCCCCGUUGUCCCCGUUGUCUCGGCGCCAGCGCCGCCAGCCCCCGGCGGGAAGGAGCCCAAGGAGGAGGAGGAGGAAGGGGGCGGCGGGGGGGACCCCAUCAAGCAGGCCAUGACGCACUUCGUGCAGGAGAACGGGAUGCUGCAGGCCAAACCCAGCUCCAACGGCAUCUACAUCAAUGGCCGCGGCCACCUGGUGUGAGCCAGGCACCGAGGGGACACCUGGGGACAGCCAGGGGACAGCCAGCGCCCCCCGCGCCCGCCCGGCUCUGCCCCCGCCGCUCCGGUCCCCGGGUGUCACCUUGCUGCUGGUGUGGGGUUGGGGACAAGGACAGUGCCCCAGGACUGGCUGCGGUCCCUGGCUGUCACCUCGCUGCUGGUGUGGGGUCAAGCAAAGACUCUGGUCCCCAAGUGUCACCUCCCUGCUGGCACAUGGAGUUGGGGACACCACCAAGCCCCAGGACAUUCUUCGGUCCCCAAGUGUCACCUUGCUGCUGGCACAGGCUUGGGGACACACAUGGCGCCCCUGGACGUGCUCUGGUCCCCAGGUGCCACCUCCCUGAUGGCACAUGGAGCUGGGGACACCACCAAGUGCCAGGACAUGCUCUGGUCCUCAAAUGUCACCUCCCUCCUUGUGUGGGGUCAAGGACCAGCUUCGGUUCCCAGGUGUCACCUUGCUGCUGGCACAGGCCUGGGGACACCGCUGAGCUCCAGGACAUGCUCCUGUCCCCAAGUGUCCCCUCCCUCGUGGUGUGGGGUCAGGGGUGGACUCUGGUCCCCAAGUGCCACCUCACUGCCAUCACAGGCCUGGGGACAAACCCCAGGACAAGCUCCUGUCCCCAGGUGCCACUUCCCUGCUGUCACUGGCUUGGGGACAGCACUGAGCUCCAGGACAUGCUCCUGUCCCCAAGUGUCCCCUCCCUGCUGCUGUGGGGUCAAGGAUGGACUCUGGUCCCCAAGUGCCACCUCGCUGCCAUCACAGGCUUGAGGACAUCAUCAAGCCCCAGGACAAAUUCUGUCCCCAGGUGCCACCCAACCCCGGGCUGGGGACACUCGUGGUGACAUCGGGGACCCCCCAGGACUCCCCAAACCUCCCAGGACCGAGCGGGGCAGGAGCCCCCGUGUCCCCCCGACCCCCCCGGGACUGUGGUGGCAGUGGGGACAGCCGUGUCCCCUCCCCCCCGGGCUGGGGGAGGGGCUGUACAGCCGU
Messenger RNA from Pseudopodoces humilis (Tibetan ground-tit), 2934 nucleotides. NCBI's taxonomy places the organism in Eukaryota, Metazoa, Chordata, Aves, Passeriformes, Paridae. The record is from RefSeq and is a predicted model, not a curated record.